CAGUGGCGUUGCCAUGACGAGCAUUUUCUUAAGCUCUCUCUGCUCAGCGCAGGAGGGACUCAACUUGCAAACGGCUGGAUUGAAAAAGGGAGGCAGGGGAGGGGGAGAUCGCAGAGAGACCCACGUUUUUACAGAUUCGUUACCCCUAGCCGCAUAGAUUUUUAAGAACCCUGAGCCUUAGUCAGGACAGGCCAUUUCCCCACCUACCUCCGGCCUCUUGGCUUGCGCCAAACUUCGGAAAAAGCGAGAGAAAGGAACCGGCGGCAGGAUCAGAAAUCAAGCUUUCCAGGAUUCCCCCCCCUCCUCCCAGACCUCCCCCCUCCUCCCCCCGUGGAAAUCCAAUGGGUUUUCCCAGUCUGUGGAAGACUUGCUUGCUGUGGCGGAGGGAAAUCAGCAGGAGCAGCCGCAGCAUAUGAAUUGCCUCGGUCGCACAAAGCCGUUGCUCUGCUCGCUCGCUUUGGACACGCUGUCGCGGGGACGGACGAGGAGGAGGUGGAGGCAGCAGCCGCUACGGCAGAACCGAAGCCGCAAACUUGGAGUGGCUGGGCGGGUGCUUUGUGUCAACUUGCUCCUCUGAAGGAAACCCUUCGCUGCUUCUCUUUUCCUGUGAGAAGGGCACAAAAUUUUGGUUGAAGACAGUAUCCAGGGAGCCCAUCUCUUUCUUCAGGAGAUGCAUGCUGGCUGUUGCUAAGGUUGCUUCCACGGUAACAUGUGCAUCCUGUUUACACCUUUAUCGGAAGAAAUUGGGCUUGGCUAGGUUUGCCAGUUUCACCUGGGGAGCUGCAAAAAGAAGUGCUGGUUCCUCCACCCUCUGCCAGCCCUGCCAUCUAACCCAGGAUCCUCCCAUUUCCCCAGAGGCAUUGCUUCCGGUGCCCUGCAGGCCAUAGAACUGGGCUGCUUUCUGUAUGAAGCUCAAAAGUGAGCAUUGCCUGCCCUGAUAUUGUAGAGGAAAGAGAUACUGGAGUGAAAAAGUUGCAGACAACAUUUCUUGAGCUGUUUUCUCAUUGAACCAACUCAGUUUUUGUCAAGAUGACAAACAACUCUGCAGAUCACCAUCCUGGGAACUCUGUUGCUGAGGGCAACCAUGAGGGGGACUUUGGUUGCUCGGUUAUGGACCUGCGUAACCUCAUGGAGCUUCGCAGUGGAGAGGCUGUGACCCGGAUAAACGACACUUAUGGGGGCGUACAUAACAUUUGCAAGAGAUUGAAGACCUCACCAGUGGAAGGCCUAUCUGGGAACCCUGCGGAUCUGGAGAAAAGGAGGCAAGCUUUUGGCCAGAACUUCAUCCCACCCAAAAAGGCCAAAACAUUCCUGCAGUUAGUCUGGGAAGCACUACAGGAUGUCACAUUAAUCAUCUUGGAAAUUGCAGCCAUAAUCUCCCUGUGCCUGUCUUUCUAUCGCCCUCCUGGUGGCGACAGCGAACUGUGUGGGCAAGCAGUAGCUGGCGCAGAGGAUGAAGGCGAGGCUCAGGCUGGAUGGAUUGAAGGGGCAGCUAUCCUCUUCUCAGUCAUUAUUGUGGUGCUGGUCACAGCCUUCAAUGACUGGAGCAAAGAGAAACAGUUUCGGGGCCUCCAGAGCCGCAUCGAACAAGAGCAGAAGUUCACAGUCAUCCGGAAGGGGCAGGUUAUCCAAAUCCCUGUGGCUGAGAUUGUGGUGGGGGAUAUUGCUCAGAUCAAGUAUGGUGAUUUAUUGCCAGCAGAUGGGAUCCUAAUCCAAGGCAAUGAUCUGAAAAUUGAUGAAAGUUCUCUGACUGGGGAGUCAGACCAAGUGAAGAAAUCUCUGGAUAAAGAUCCCAUGCUGCUUUCUGGCACUCAUGUGAUGGAGGGAUCUGGUCGAAUGGUAGUCACAGCUGUGGGUAUCAACUCACAAACUGGAAUCAUUUUUACUCUUCUGGGUGCUGGAGAAGGGGAUGAAGAGAAGAAGGUCAAGAAAGGUAAAAAACCCGGAGCCCCUGAAAAUCGCAACAAAGCAAAAACUCAGGAUGGUGUGGCCCUGGAGAUCCAGCCACUGAAAAGCCAAGAAGGGGUGGAAAACGAGGAGAAGAAGAAAGUAAAGGUUCCAAAGAAGGAGAAGUCAGUGUUGCAGGGGAAGCUCACCCGCUUGGCAGUUCAGAUUGGAAAAGCAGGACUGAUCAUGUCAGCCAUCACAGUCAUUAUCCUGAUGGUGUACUUUGCGAUCGACACCUUCGGGAUUCAAGGAAGAUCAUGGCUGGCUGAAUGCACCCCCAUCUACAUCCAGUAUUUUGUCAAGUUCUUCAUCAUUGGUGUCACUGUGCUCGUGGUGGCUGUGCCUGAAGGCUUACCCCUGGCUGUGACAAUCUCUUUGGCCUACUCUGUGAAGAAAAUGAUGAAAGAUAACAAUCUGGUUAGGCACCUGGAUGCUUGCGAGACAAUGGGCAACGCCACCGCUAUCUGCUCAGACAAGACAGGUACUCUCACCAUGAACCGUAUGACUGUGGUGCAAGCUUAUGUGGGUGACACCCACUACAAACAGAUCCCUGACCCAGAAGCCAUCCUGCCCAAGGUCCUGGACCUCAUCGUCAACGGUGUUGCAAUAAAUUCUGCUUACACCUCUAAAAUCUUGCCACCAGAGAAAGAAGGAGGUCUCCCACGUCAAGUUGGAAACAAGACAGAAUGUGCACUUCUGGGCUUUGUGCUGGACUUGAAACAAGAUUACCAAGCCGUCCGCAGUGAGGUGCCAGAAGAAAAGCUCUACAAGGUGUACACCUUCAACUCGGUCCGCAAGUCCAUGAGUACGGUGCUGAAGAACCCAGAUGGGAGCUUCCGCAUGUACAGCAAAGGAGCCUCUGAGAUCAUCCUGCGCAAAUGCACAAAGAUCUUGGACAAGAAUGGGGAACCCAGAAUAUUUAAGGUGAAGGAUCGGGACGAGAUGGUGAAAAAAGUGAUUGAGCCAAUGGCUUGUCAGGGGCUGCGGACCAUUUGCCUGGCCUACCGGGAUUUUCCUGCUCGUGUUGAGCCCGACUGGGAUGCUGAAAAUGAGAUCCUGUCUGACCUUACCUGCAUCACUGUGGUUGGCAUUGAGGACCCUGUUCGGCCAGAGGUGCCUGAGGCAAUCCAGAAAUGCCAGCGUGCCGGUAUUACUGUUCGGAUGGUUACAGGUGACAACAUCAAUACAGCACGUGCCAUUGCAACCAAGUGUGGGAUCUUGGUGCCUGGGGAGGACUUCCUGUGCUUGGAAGGAAAGGAAUUCAAUAGGCUCAUCCGCAAUGAGAAAGGCGAGGUAGAACAAGAGCAACUGGAUAAGAUCUGGCCCAAGCUCCGAGUCUUGGCACGUUCUUCACCCACUGAUAAGCACACACUUGUGAAAGGAAUCAUUGACAGUACUGUUGGAGAACGGAGGCAGGUGGUAGCUGUGACUGGGGAUGGCACCAAUGAUGGCCCAGCUUUGAAGAAAGCAGAUGUGGGAUUUGCUAUGGGUAUUGCUGGCACAGAUGUGGCUAAAGAGGCCUCAGACAUCAUCCUGACAGAUGACAACUUUACAAGCAUUGUCAAGGCAGUGAUGUGGGGCCGCAAUGUGUAUGACAGCAUCUCCAAAUUCCUGCAGUUCCAACUAACGGUCAAUGUAGUGGCUGUGAUUGUGGCUUUCACAGGCGCUUGCAUCACACAGGACUCUCCUCUGAAGGCUGUCCAGAUGUUAUGGGUCAACUUGAUCAUGGAUACCUUUGCCUCAUUAGCUCUUGCCACAGAACCCCCAUCCGAAUCCUUGCUCUUGCGCAAGCCAUAUGGCCGCAACAAGCCAUUAAUUUCCCGCACCAUGAUGAAGAACAUCCUGGGGCAUGCUGUGUACCAGCUCACCAUUAUUUUCACACUUCUCUUUGCAGGUGAGAAAUUUUUUGAUAUCGACAGUGGCCGGAAUGUUCCCCUCCACUCCCCACCCACUGAACACUAUACCAUCGUCUUCAACACUUUUGUCAUGAUGCAACUUUUCAAUGAGAUCAAUGCUCGCAAGAUCCAUGGUGAGAGGAAUGUCGUUGAGGGCAUUUUCCGGAACCCCAUCUUCUGCUCUGUGGUGCUAGGAACUUUUGUUGCCCAGAUCAUCAUUGUGGAAUUUGGUGGGAAGCCAUUCAGCUGUUCUGGGCUCACCUUGAGCCAGUGGUUCUGGUGUAUUUUCAUUGGUGUAGGAGAGCUGCUUUGGGGACAGUUGAUCAGCACCAUUCCAACCAGUAGGCUGAAGUUCCUGAAGGAGGCAGGACAUGGCAUUACCAAGGAGGAUAUUCCAGAUGAGGAGUUGCCUGAGGGUCUAGAUGAAAUUGACCAUGCUGAAAUGGAGCUCCGACGAGGACAGAUCCUGUGGUUCCGUGGUCUCAACAGAAUACAGACUCAGAUGGACGUAGUUUACACAUUCCAGACCGGCGCCUCCUCUUUACAGGGAGCCCUCAGGAGACAGCCUUCCAUCGUGAGCCAACACCACGAUGUAAAAAAUGUUUCUAGCCCAACCCAUAUCAAGGUGGUGAAUGCGUUCCGUAGCUCCUUGUAUGAAGGCCUCGAGAAACCUGAAUCCAGAAGCUCCAUUCAUAACUUCAUGACUCACCCAGAGUUCAUCCCGGAGGAAGACGAGCCUCGGACCACAUUCCUUGAUGGUUCCGAUGAAGACCUGGAAACUGAAGAACUCAAAAAGCAAAGUGAGGAGUGCCCAGGCGAGUCCUCACCCCUCAACAAAAAUAACAAUGCAGUGGACAGCGAUAUAGCUGAGGACACCAUUCCGGAGCCAGAAAGCCCUUUACACAGCUUGGAAACAUCAGUUUGACCUCUGACCUUUGAUUCCCGUCCUGCUCCCCCCCAUGCAACAUAGGCACCAACAUCUGACCAUACACUGCAGUCACUUCCUGUCAAGUGCUAACACAUAUAUGCCUACUUUCUCCUGCUCUCUCUUUCCCUCUCCUCACCCCCCAUUUAUGAUUUUUUUUUAGCUGCUGGAACCACAGUACCACAUGGCUAGAGGUUUGCUUCUAAACAAUUAUUUUCUAAAUUAUUUGAGAGAGUUUCUCCAGAAACAAACUGCCAGUUUUGAUAGAUCUUCUUUCUUGAGUUGGGUUCCAUGUAUCCGUAGUAGUGGCUUUUCCCUUGUUGAAGUUGCAUGUAUAAAGAAACAAGGUUCAGAUUCUCUCGAACAGCUGUGUGUACAGCAUCUGAUGGUGCAGGUGUGGGGAUAGCUUUUUCUGUGUGCAGAAUCUGAAUCCUAGAUGCCUCCAUGUGUUCUUGGGGAGAAGAGGUGAGCACCAAGAUGAUGAAAUUAAAGGAGGCUCUGAAUCAGGUAUUGGAUAUGAACCCAGUCUUCCAUUGGGGGGGGGGAAUGGUGCCUGAUUUUACCAUUUUUCUGUUUCUGUAUUUCUCUCUCUCUCUCUGUUUCCAUGCUAGUAUCAACCACAGGAGAUAAGACUAAAAAGUCUUAAAAUGGCUUAAAUGAUGUGGUUUGAAGUAAAGCCAAGCAAGAAGGAGAUAUGAUAGCACCAUGCUCUCUGGGAGAAUGAAACAUGGCUUCUAAUGAAAAGGAGUUGUUUAUGAAUUAAGAACAAAGUACUUAGGCAUUUUGUGUUAGCUGAGGUGUGAUAUUUUAUUUGACCUUUGGAUUUUACAGUUUGGACUAUCAGGUGAAUUAAGUCAUUGGCCCUGUAAGGUAAACAUCCCAACCCCAUUCCUGGUAAAAAAAUUAUCCCAAAGAACGUUGCACAGGUCCGAGCCAUGCUCCCUGCAUAAUUUCAGAAGGGUUAUGGGAAGAAGGGCAGUCCUUCAGAGAGUGCAAGGUGUUAAAAAGUACAGCCAGGCCAGCUCUAAUAAUAAGCUAAUACUACAACUUUUUCUUGUAUUUUGCAUGCUAAAGAGUGAAGGUGUCACAAGAAGGGGUUGGGGGCACAAACACUUGCAAACAAGUUGGCGCAGUUAAGUCACACUAUGUUAUGGCACAAAGCACCUUAAAAGAAAGUAUAACAAUGUGGCUUCUCCACAUUUAUCAUUAAGAGUGCCUUCCAUUCUCAUUUAAUCUGGCCUCUGUCUUUUCCCAAACCUGUUGUUUGCCCACCUAAAAAGAAUGCUAGAGAAGGUGCAUCUGUACUGAAUGGGGAUGGUGUCGCCCUCACCUUGGGACAUGUCUCCUAGUAUUAAGUUGUUGGUCGGGUGAGAGGACUAUGCUUCAGCCUUGCAGUGUUUAGCCAUAUGGAAACUUGCUGCUGAAAGUCUUCUGAGCAUAUUUAAGUGAGGGCCAGUUUGAAUGAGAGAGAAAAUAUUGUGCGGGCCUCCACCAUUGUAGAACCGGAGGCAAGGCAUCUCUCAAAGCAUGACACAAUAGGCUUGCAUCACUACAGAAUGCUUAACUUGAAAAGUACUACCUGGAAGCAAAGAGAGAACCUAUUUGUUUGUAGUGGUAUUGAAAGUUUCAUUGCCUGGCCACCAUCCCAAUGUUUCCUUUUGAAGAACGCACAGCUGAAACUCCUGUGCCUUGUCUAAGCACUGCCCAAAGCACCACCUGCCACAUGGUGGGCCUGGUACUUUGCCAAGAGAUAAGUGUUCCUUAAACAAACAAACAAAAAAUGAAACUUAAUUUAGUGUUUUGAUUUCAUUUUUAAACUCAAACCCCUUCGCCUUGCAGAUUGAUUGCUGAAUUUCAUUGCAAGUUCAAGGUAGACCAGUGAAAAUUGCUUGUCAAUAGGUCUUCUGUUCCAGUGCUGGUGUAAAGAGGACUUCCAUGCUAGGCUCAACUAACUGCCAACCUCUUGGGAUGGGGAUGGGGAAAUACCCAUCAACAGCCAUCGUACUUGCAAAUAAGGCACCAUACCAUCCCCUCACCUCUUGUUUUCCUUCCAGAAAAAUUCACUUCAUUCAUCUGAACGUUGGAAGGAAUUUAGGGAGGGAAACUGUCAUCUCUUGCUAUGUUGACCUAUCAAACAAGACAAAGAAAAACUUUUAUUUUGCUAUGUUCUAAAGAUUACAUUGCUUCAAAGGUCAUUUUUCUAUUUUAAAUACUUGCAAAAAAAAAUGGUGGUGUUAAUGCGCUUGCAUAAAUAUUUGUGGGAGGGGACACUAAUUUUUGUUUCUUUGAUAUUUUUUCUUACCUCAAACAUGUGUUGGAAGAAGAAAAUGUGACGCUUACAAAGUCACUCCCAGAGAUCUGUAAUUUACAAUUGUGGUGAGGGGUCUGACCUACGUUAUAGUCCAUUGGUUUUCUUUUUAUGUGUCUAGCUUCCUCAGUGGGAGAGGUGGGCAUGUGGGUGGGUAAGGGGAAAUAAUUCUAUAAAUAUUAUGCAAAAAAUAUAUAGUUUUCUUUAGAUCAGAAACAGAUAUUUUUAAGUCAGCCAUAUGUAUUUUGUUUAAAGGAAACAGAACUGUGAGUUAUGUAACUGCAGUGGAAUGUAGUCACAUGGCUGGCAGUUGGCAUAUAGUGAUUGGCCAGACUCCAGUCGGCUUCCUUUCUCUGAACAGCCAUCUUUGUACUAAAAAAUCAGUUGUGUUAUACAGAAAUGUUUUUUAUAUAAAUUAUGUUGAUAUGGCUGGUUGCUUAAAGUAUAAAUGUUUAUUGUGCAUAACAUUUUUUAAAUGUAAAAUAGGGAUGUUGUUUUCUAUUUUAGUUUCAAUGGUAAACCUGGCACAUUGACUGGCUUAAAUUAUUAAGGAAUUGUAAAACGUGGUCGAGAAAUAGUGCUUUAGAUAAAAAGCAUGAGCCGCAAUCCACAAUCAUGUAGGCAUACACUCACCAAAGAAAAUGGCUAGCAUCAUUGGGUUCCAUGGCACUGAUCACCUGCUUGGGGGAUGGAGGGGAAAGGGGGACCUCAGUGAAGUCCUCCCACCUUCCCAAACAGUUGAACAGCACUGGCAAUAGUUGAGUGCAUCAGCCAUCUCUUAGGGGAAAGAUAAGUGAACCCAGUUCAGCAGAGGUCAGCAUCCAGUACAAUAUGCAGGGUUUUUUUUAAUUCCAUGAAGCAUCCUUUUGUGUGCAUUUGGAUAGCAUCCAAGCAAGGUAAUCUAUGCACAGAAGCCUACUUCUAUGCAAUGUCUGCCUUUCCUGGAUGGUGAUGGAUUGUAAUUUCUCUGAAAUUUACCGUGAAGAACAGGAAGAUCUUUGCUGCCAAUAGAGUGAUCCUUGGGAUGGGGAGGGGGUGGGGAAUAAUUUAAGGUUGUGCCAUGCCAGACAGGAAAUUAGGUAAUAUCCUGUGAUGUGUGUUACUUUGCCUUGGAAUGCUGUGGUGGUGGUGUUUAAGAAAAACACCCUGGACGUAAUUUUGCAUCCAGUUCUUAAUAGUAGGAAUUUAUUCUUUUUUGUUAAAUAAAUUGGCAGAUUGGUACCAAAGAUAUUAUAUCACUUCCUGUGUGCAAUGAAGAAUAUCCCUUUUUAGCCGUUAGAAUUAUGUAAUUGGUUCUUUUUAUUGAGUUGCACAGGGAUCUGACUUAAUUUUUCAAAAGUUUUGUGCAAUAAGUUUUCAGGUAAUAUUAUGUAAAACAAAAAGACAAUUCCAGGAGGAAAACAAAUCUAAUUGUAAUUUUAGCCAUGGGCAGUCAUGAACAGAAAUGCAUAAAUGAAUCAUGCUGAAGAGUACAUUUUGGAUAUUAUUAGAAAUCUCUACCUAUGUUUCACUUGCCUCUUCUCUUGGAAAAUCAACAGAGGUCCUCAUCAUGAGGGGGCUGAAGUCCACUGAAGACCCCCCAAUGCAUUCAGUUUUAAGGGCCACAUUUCAAGAUCUCCCGCAGAGGAUGUUUGCUUCAUAUCUUCCCUGAGGCAUUUCCUAGUUCAGCAAAGUUUUCUGGCCUAUUUUGCCUUUUGGUGAUAUUGGGGCAAAUGGUUGAGAUGGCUGCAGGUCUGAUCCCAGCCACAGUUUUAGAGGGGGGAGGUCGUGACAGGUCCCAUAUGUGUCCUGGAAGCCUUAAACGAACAAUAUUCUGCUCUUCACAUAUGCUCAAGAGGUCAUCAAUCAAGGUAUCUCUGGACAAGGGCUUUUCUCCCUCUGCAGAGCACCUUGAUGGAAAAAGAGCAACCUACCUGCACCGUUGAGGAGGGAAUGUGGAUACAACUAGAAUUCUUUUUCUCUCGUUCGCUAUGCCUUUAGAACAGCUUCGGUAUUAUGUUGCACCCAAUGUACCUGCCACCCUGAUACUUUCCACACUGUUAUUUGGUUGUGCUUUAUAGUGGUAACAUGACUACUAACCAAAAAAAAGAAGGAAAAAGAGGAGUCUUAACUGCAAAUUCAUGUGCCCUUUGAUGAACCCAUGGCUAAGAGUACUUUGUUUUUUUCUGCCCAUAAAUAAAUAUAUAUACGGUAUUAAAUUUAGAUAUUUGUAUAUAUUUAUUUGAAUGAGAAGGCUUUUCUUAAAGAAGCAUGCAGAUUAAAAUUUACGUUUUCCCUUUUUCAGUAACUAGCAUAAUAAGCACUGGUAUUUUUGUAUAAAAAAAGAAAAAGGACAAAACAAAAGACUGAAUAUUACAUGGUAUGCAUGACAUAAACAAAUGGUGGUUUCAAAGCAAUAUGUACCCUGGUGUGUUUGCCAUAUUCUAGAGUCCAGCUUAAAGUGCACCUGAUCUGUAAUUGCAUUUUGAUAUUAUUUAAUCUCUAUGUACAAUGUUUUGCAUGUAUUUAUACGAUUCUUGGGAAGGUUUUUUUGGUGGGAGGGGUACACAGAGGGGUGGGGUUGGAAUGAUUAACAGUGAACUUCUUCCAGAAUAUUUGAAACUCCAAGCAUGGAAUCAUGAUGGGGAAAUCAAGCCAAUUUUUUUCCUUUUUAAGGUGCAACAGGCGGGGAAAGGGAUAAUGUUUUGAGCUAAUAACACUUUUUUGCUGUUGAGCAAAAAUAGUGUGUGAGUGCAUUGAGAGAAUAAACUGUGCCCACUUGUAACCAUGAUGUCUUCAAUAUGUGUCCCACCAUUUAUGAAGUCACUGAUCAUCUACUGAAGCUGAGAUAACCUGAAUGAAUGUAAAAGUUCAGCUUGGAACAAAAUCAUAGUGUGAAAACUAUGAUAACGUUUUUUGUUUUUUUGUUUUUAAAAAGACAAACAAAAACUAAAGUCUAAGUUGGUGCAAUGUUUUCAAUAUCCAAUGUGCACAGAACUUUCUCUGCCACUUCUGUCAUCUCUGAGCAAGGUCCAGAAAGAGCCACCAAAUACUAGCCAAGACUAAAGAUGCAUGCCAACACAGAGAUACCCAAAAGAUCAUUUGUUUUAAUGGGGGAAAGGCAGCAUGCAGCACAUUUCAAAAACAAAUUGUGGAUUUGUAAUUACAAACCCAUUGAUAAAUGUUUUUAACACAAGGUAACAAUUCUGUCUAGUUACAUUGCUUGUAAACAAAUAAUUUAUUCUUAUUCAUAGCAUUUUUUAUCCUUUCCAAGAAAGUGCCAUGGUAACAAAAAUACAAGGUUCAGUCUUUAUUUCAGUAGUGUAUUGAAUGUAACGCUAAAGGCCAGUUCACAUCUUAACACUUCUAGUAUAAACACUUUCAAGGACUAAACAUGUUCCUGAAUCAGGCAUAAUGUGAGGUGGAUGUAUACACUUAUCACAUCCUGUGCUUCAUCAUUAAAACCUGAUGAAAGGUAUUUUGAUCAUUCACCCUGUCACACAACAUGGUUUUACAGUGCACGUAUAUUGAAAUAAAUGUAUGUAUGUUCCUCAACUUUCAUGGGGUACCUGCUAAAA
Rhineura floridana is the source of this 10632-nucleotide messenger RNA. RefSeq names its product ATPase plasma membrane Ca2+ transporting 4 (gene ATP2B4). Gene Ontology annotation, biological process: calcium ion transmembrane transport; regulation of cytosolic calcium ion concentration. NCBI's taxonomy places the organism in Eukaryota, Metazoa, Chordata, Lepidosauria, Squamata, Rhineuridae. The transcript has 22 exons. Gene Ontology annotation, cellular component: membrane; intracellular membrane-bounded organelle. The record is from RefSeq and is a predicted model, not a curated record. Gene Ontology annotation, molecular function: PDZ domain binding; ATP binding; ATP hydrolysis activity. The coding region runs from base 1030 to 4767 and encodes 1245 amino acids.